GAAGAUGGAGAUGGCUCUUGGACAAAUCCGAGCAGUACAACACACUGGGAGGGAAUGCCCUCUCCUUUUAAAGAUCAGCCAGAUGCUAAGAAAGUUGCUCCUCAAAAUGACUCUUUUGGAACACAGCUACCGCCAAUGCAUCAGCAGCAAAGUAGGUCUGUGAUGACAGAAGAGUACAAAGUUCCAGAUGGAAUGGUUGGAUUUAUAAUUGGCAGAGGCGGUGAACAGAUCUCACGCAUACAACAGGAAUCUGGGUGCAAAAUACAGAUAGCUCCUGAUAGUGGUGGCCUUCCAGAAAGGUCUUGUAUGUUAACUGGAACACCAGAAUCUGUCCAAUCAGCAAAAAGGUUAUUGGACCAGAUUGUUGAAAAGGGAAGACCGGCUCCUGGCUUUCAUCAUGGUGAUGGACCUGGAAAUGCAGUUCAAGAAAUCAUGAUUCCAGCUAGCAAGGCAGGAUUAGUUAUUGGAAAGGGAGGAGAGACUAUUAAACAACUUCAGGAACGUGCUGGUGUUAAGAUGGUUAUGAUUCAAGAUGGGCCUCAGAACACUGGUGCUGACAAACCUCUUAGGAUUACAGGCGACCCAUACAAAGUUCAACAAGCCAAGGAGAUGGUGUUAGAGUUAAUUCGUGAUCAAGGUGGUUUCAGAGAAGUUCGAAAUGAGUAUGGCUCCAGAAUAGGAGGAAAUGAAGGGAUAGAUGUACCAAUUCCAAGAUUUGCUGUUGGCAUUGUAAUAGGAAGAAAUGGAGAGAUGAUCAAAAAAAUACAAAAUGAUGCUGGUGUUCGAAUUCAGUUUAAGCCAGAUGAUGGAACAACGCCUGAUAGGAUAGCACAAAUAACAGGACCUCCAGACAGAUGUCAGCAUGCUGCAGAAAUUAUUACAGACCUUCUCCGGAGUGUUCAGGCUGGUAAUCCUGGUGGACCUGGGCCUGGUGGUCGAGGAAGAGGUCGAGGUCAAGGCAACUGGAACAUGGGACCACCAGGUGGACUCCAGGAAUUUAAUUUCAUUGUGCCAACUGGGAAAACUGGAUUAAUAAUUGGGAAAGGAGGUGAAACCAUAAAAAGCAUAAGCCAGCAGUCUGGUGCAAGAAUAGAACUUCAGAGAAAUCCUCCACCUAAUGCAGAUCCUAACAUGAAGUUAUUUACAAUCCGUGGCACUCCACAGCAAAUAGACUAUGCUCGGCAACUCAUAGAAGAAAAGAUUGGGGGCCCAGUAAAUCCGUUAGGGCCACCUGUACCCCAUGGGCCUCAUGGUGUUCCAGGCCCCCAUGGACCACCUGGGCCUCCAGGGCCUGGAACUCCAAUGGGACCAUACAAUCCUGCACCUUAUAAUCCAGGACCACCUGGCCCAGCUCCUCAUGGUCCUCCAGCCCCAUAUGCUCCCCAGGGGUGGGGAAAUGCAUAUCCACAUUGGCAACAACAGGCUCCUCCAGAUCCAGCAAAGGCAGGAACAGAUCCAAAUUCAGCAGCUUGGGCUGCUUAUUAUGCUCACUAUUACCAACAGCAAGCACAGCCCCCACCUGCAGCUCCUGCGGGGGCACCAACUACAACUCAAACCAAUGGACAAGGUAACUAUGGAGAUCAGCAGAAUCCAGCUCCAGCUGGACAGGUUGAUUAUACAAAGGCUUGGGAAGAGUACUACAAGAAAAUGGGUCAACAAGGUCAGACACAAGAUUAUUCAAAGGCUUGGGAGGAAUAUUACAAGAAGCAAGGUCAAGCAGUUCCUGCUCCUACUGGGGCUCCACCAGGUGGUCAGCCAGAUUAUAGUGCAGCCUGGGCUGAAUACUAUAGACAGCAAGCAGCCUACUAUGCCCAGACAAGUCCGCAGGGAAUGCCACAGCAUCCUCCAGCACCUCAGUGCCUUCCCAGACCUUCCACCUUAGGUUCUGCUCCAAAAAGCAACAGUGCUGAAGAUGCUGCAAGCACCAAAUCAUAGCUCAUAAAAUCAGGUCCUGAGAUAGUUACCCAUAAAGAGGAAUCCUUUGAGUGUAUGCCAUUGGUGAGCCGAUGAGCAUGGACCAUAGAAGGGCUCAAUGUAGAAGGUAAAAUUGGCAAUCAUAAUUGAGAAAUGAAAUGUAUUCCCAUACGUAAUAUGGUAUGGGGUGUAAUGUACCUGCUCUUGACCACUUUUCAUUUUAUAGUGCUAUUCAUUCACUUUUAUUAAAUGUUCCAUGAACUGUUAAAUUUCUUAAGUUAUAUAGUUGCUGCACCACAUUUAUAUGACUGUGUUUGAUAGGUGGGUAUGUUGAAGCUGGUAAUAUAAGGAGCUCUUUAAGCCUUUAGAGCCUGUCAAGUUUUGGUUAGUUGUAGUUUGCAUUUUUAUAAAAGAGAAUGUAGAUGAAUGCUGAUAGAUACUGGGAGUUUUCUGCCUUGUGAGAAUUUUCAAUUCGUUGCCGUAGCCUUCCUUGGUACUCUAAGCAACUUUUAAAUGGAGUUGGUUUAACCUUCAAGUGAAUGGGAAGCAGAAAAGGUGAGCCAGUUGGUUUGAAUGCAAAAGAUUUUUAGGACUGGUAGAAUAAAUGCAUAGUUUAGAUUGAAAUUGAACUUAUUUAAUACUUAAAGCAAAAGUUUACUCUUUUUUUUAACAACAUCUAGUGUAGUAAUAGUUAGAAUUCUUGUUUUGAUGUUUGUUUCAGAAAUGCAUAUACUUUUGGUUUUUAGUAAUGAAAAAUCAUUUUAAUAGUAGAACUAGUGAUUUGAUACUAGUUGUUUAUUAACAUUGUAAAGUAUAUUCUUAAACAAAUAUCUUGGUAGUUAAUAAAAGUGGGCUUAGAUAGGAGUACUUUCAGAAGGAAAAUAGUAUAUUCAAAAGUGGUAACAUUUCAUUCAUUUGAAUACUUUGCCAGUAGAACCAGUUCUUCCUAGAAAUACGUGUUAUCUAGAAUACUAAUGUAGAGUUAACUAAUCACUGAAGAUGUCUCAUUUUUAUUUCUGCAAAUUCUGCCUCAUUUUAAAAUGCAUUUUCCUAAUACUGAAAGAUGAUUUUGGCUGAAAAUAACCCUACUUUUUUGUUUAAUCAGUCAUUUUAAUUACAAUUUAAUUUUCUGUGGAUUUUUUUUAAUUGGUGCUUUAAAAACGCAAAUAAAUCCCAGGGUUUUAUUUUCUUCAGCAAUACCCCUAAAGCAACUCUUAAAUGUAUUUGCGAAUAUAUAUAUUUUUUUCUUAUGCAUGCUCAAUGCAUUUUCGUCCUGAGAAAAGUGUUCUCUACAGAAACUACCCGUGUGUAAAAAGAAGAUUGGCUUAAAAUGGCUACUGUGAUGGGAACAGUGUCUUAGGGAGAUGCAGCUUGGACUUGAGGUAAAUUGAAUACUUUACAAACUGUGGUUUAGAGUUUGCUUUAAUGACAUUGUAUGUAAAAGUGCACAUGAUUGCUGUAAUUUUGUAUUCAUUAUGGUCUCCUUAAUAAAAAAUAAAUGUACAUUGAUGAAUACUA
Messenger RNA from Nannospalax galili (Upper Galilee mountains blind mole rat), 3432 nucleotides. RefSeq names its product far upstream element binding protein 1 (gene Fubp1). Bases 55 to 1935 code for a protein of 626 amino acids. Gene Ontology annotation, molecular function: mRNA binding. The record is from RefSeq and is a predicted model, not a curated record. Lineage: Eukaryota; Metazoa; Chordata; Mammalia; Rodentia; Spalacidae. Gene Ontology annotation, cellular component: nucleus; cytoplasm. The transcript is spliced from 22 exons. Gene Ontology annotation, biological process: regulation of DNA-templated transcription.